UCCGCCUCCUGCUCUCGUUCCUCGUUCAUGCAGAGGACGAGCGCGGCCCCCCCUCCCUUCCAUCGGUCUGUUAUCUACCUUUAGAGUGUCAGGAAGACAUCCUAUUCCACUCCUGGAGCAAAAGAACUGAGAAGCCAUGGCAGUGUCUUCGGAGACCACAGCGCGGUCUUUCAUCGUUGUCUUCCUCCUCGCCGUCCUGGCCGCCACCUGUGAGGCUCGCCAGGCCAACAGCGGUGGAGGGGUGACCUACGAUGGCCGCUCUCUGAUCAUAAAUGGGAAGCGAGAGUUGCUCUUCUCGGGGUCCGUCCAUUAUCCUCGAAGCACACCUGAGAUGUGGCCAGAUAUCAUCAAGAAGUCCAAGGAAGGAGGGCUGAAUGUGAUCCAAACUUACGUCUUCUGGAACGGUCACGAGCCUCAAUAUGGAAAGUUCAACUAUGAAGGGAGAUACGACUUGGUCAAGUUCAUCAAGCUGGUGCAGAAGCAAGGGAUGUACGUGACCCUUCGGCUCGGUCCCUUCAUUCAAGCGGAAUGGAACCAUGGAGGGUUGCCGUAUUGGCUCAGGGAAGUCGCCAACAUCACCUUCCGGACGGACAAUAAACCCUUCAAGGACCAUAUGAAAAGGUUCGCGACGAUGAUCGUGAAGAAGAUGAAGGAUGAGAAACUGUUCGCCUCUCAAGGAGGUCCCAUCAUUCUAGCACAGAUCGAGAACGAGUACAACAACGUGGCACGAGCGUUCGAGGGCGGCGCAAGAUACAUCAAGUGGGCAGGCAACAUGGCUGUCGGCCUCGACACCGGAGUGCCGUGGGUGAUGUGCAAACAGAAUGAUCCUCCUGGUGAAGUGAUCAACGCAUGCAAUGGAAGGAACUGUGGAGAUACAUUUCAAGGCCCAGACGAUCGGACGAAGCCUUCCCUUUGGACCGAGAACUGGACAGCUCAGUACAGGGUAUUCGGAGAUCCACCAUCUCAAAGAUCAGCAGAGGACAUCGCGUACUCUGUGGCACGCUUCUUCUCAAAGAACGGAACACUGGUGAACUACUACAUGUACCACGGAGGAACCAAUUUUGGGAGGACAGGAGCUGCUUUCGUGAUGACGAGAUACUACGAUGAAGCCCCUCUGGAUGAAUACGGUUUGCCGAAGGAGCCCAAAUGGGGUCAUCUCAGGGACUUGCACUAUGCAUUGAAGUUGUGCAGCAAGGCUCUUCUAAAGGGAUCUCCUUCCGUCCAAAGCUUCGGCUCGGGUUUUGAGGCUAGACUGUAUGAGAUACCCGAAGACAACGUGUGCGUGGCUUUCCUAACCAACACCAACGCACGAAGAGAUGGGACCGUAAAGUUCAGAGGUACGGAGUACUUCCUCCCUCGCCGCUCCAUCAGCAUCCUCCCUGACUGCAAGACUGUGGUGUACAACAAUCAGAUGGUUAACUCUCAGCACAAUGCGAGAACAUUCAAUCCAGCAAAGGAAGACAGCAAGAACAACAAGUGGCAGAUGUACGUGGAGCAGCCACCAAGCGUACGGGACACCUCCAUUAAAGCCAAAGGGCCUCAGGAACUAGUCAACAUGACCAAAGAUACUACGGAUUACCUUUGGUACGCGACGAGCUUCAACUUGGAGAAAGACGAUCUAUCGAUGCGACAUGACAUCCGGCCUGUGCUCCAAGUCUCGCACCUUGGCCAUGCAAUGCAUGCCUUUGUGAACGGCAAAUACAUAGGAUCUGGACAUGGAACCAAAAUCGAGAAAAGUUUUGUCUUCCAGAAGCCGAUGGAUCUGCAGGCAGGAACCAAUGACGUGGCUAUCUUGGGGAUGACAGUGGGAUUGCCGGAUAGUGGAGCGUACUUGGAACACAGACUCUCCGGGGUUCAUACCGUCGUCGUCCAAGGUCUCAACGCAGGGUCGUUAGAUUUGUCGCAGAACGUGUGGGGGCACAAGGUUGCAAUGGAAGGAGAGAGGAAGGCUAUCUACGACGAGAAGAAAGUGGAUUCCUUUAAGUGGGAGGACCCGAAGAGUGACUCUCCGAUCACAUGGUACAAGAGAUACUUUGAUGCUCCGAACGGAAAGGACCCUGUUGCUGUGGACUUGAAGUCCAUGGGGAAAGGACAGGUGUGGGUCAAUGGCGAAAGCAUCGGUCGCUACUGGGUCUCCUACCUUAGCCCUCUCGGGAAGCCUUCUCAAUCGAUCUAUCACGUGCCGCGAUCCUUCUUGAAGUCAAAGGACAAUCUCAUGGUCGUCUUCGAGGAGCGCGGAGGGAAGCCGGAGGACAUACUGAUCAUGACGGUGAAGAGGGACAACAUCUGCAGCUUCGUCUCGGAGUCCAACCCUCCGCAAGUCAGGUCAUGGGCCAUCAAGAACAGCCAGAUCCAGAGCGUCGUCAACGACUUGAAGCCAGACGCCACCUUGACGUGCACGGGAGAUAAGGUGAUCCGCUCCAUCGUCUUCGCAAGCUUCGGCAACCCCAGCGGGGUCUGCGGCAACUUCACCGUAGGGAGUUGCCAUGCGCGACAGGCCAAGAGUGUGGUGGAGCAGGCCUGCUUGGGGAAGGCCAGCUGCGUGUUGCCGGUGUCGGCGGCGACCUACGGCGCGGACGCGGGAUGUGAGGGGACGACAGCCACUCUCGCAGUCCAAGCCAAGUGUGCCCGGGCGAGCCAAAAGGAUUGAGCUGAUGCCGUUUCUUGCACUACUAUUGUUCGGCAACUACGCGACCGGCUGUAAUUUCGAGGAAGGGAUCGAAUACGAUCUCGUCUUGAGCACUCUGUCACAAUAAUAGAUAAUGGAUCUGAUGAUUACUCUUCA
Molecule: messenger RNA, 2785 nt
Organism: Musa acuminata subsp. malaccensis (wild Malaysian banana)
Lineage: Eukaryota; Viridiplantae; Streptophyta; Magnoliopsida; Zingiberales; Musaceae
Product: beta-galactosidase 11-like
Biological process (GO): carbohydrate metabolic process
Cellular component (GO): cell wall; vacuole
Molecular function (GO): carbohydrate binding; beta-galactosidase activity
Source: RefSeq, a predicted model, not a curated record